This is a messenger RNA of Cuscuta campestris, 1383 nucleotides long. The record is from the annotation of a GenBank genome assembly. NCBI's taxonomy places the organism in Eukaryota, Viridiplantae, Streptophyta, Magnoliopsida, Solanales, Convolvulaceae.
AAGAAACGAGGAAGAUUUUUUCUUUGCCUUUGAGGUUGAUUUUGAAGGUUCAUUGGUCAGUUUUUUUUGGAGGGACAAGCAAAUGAAGGAAGAUUAUUGUUUAUUUGGCGACUUGAUUGUGCAUGAUAUAACAUAUCGUACAAACAAAUAUGAAAUGAUUUGUGGGCCAUUUGUUGGGGUUAACAACCACACUCAUAACUGUAUGUUUGGUUGUGGGUUUUUAUUAAAUGAAAGAAUUGAAUCUUUUGAAUGGUUGUUUCACACUUUUCUAGAAGCAAUGGGUGGGUUGCAUCCUAAGACUAUUAUGACUGACCAGUCUUUUGCAAUGUCUUCUGCAAUUUCAUCAGUAUUCCCUAAUUCCAAACAUCGUCUGUGUGUAUGGCACAUUUCUGAAAAUUCCAAGAAGCAUAUAAGGGAUUUGAGGAACCAGGAUGGUUUUUUGGAUCUUUUUGAUCAUGUUCUGAAACUUUGUCAUACCAUUCCUGAGUUUGAAUAUUACUGGAAUAGGUUGGUUACAGAGUAUUCGUGUAUGAAUAAUGAUUGGUUAAAGAAGCUUUAUAACCUUCGAGAGAAAUGGUGCCCAGCAUUUUCAAAGGAUUUCUUCUCUGCUGGUAUUUUGUCUUCCCAACGUAGUGAGUCAACCAAUCAUGCCUUGUCUAGGAAAAUGCAAAGGAAAGUUCACAAAGUUUUGUCUUCGAGUGAUUCCAAUGAAGUAGCUAGGGCUUUGUGUGAGGAAGCAUUUAACAAGUUGAAAGUCGAUGUUGAAGCUCAUGUUGGCAGCAUUUAUUUUUCUGAUACUGAUUCACCUCAUAAUGGAGAAGUUCAGAUCAGUAAUCCAAAGGGUUCGAGGAAUAAGGGAGAAAGGAAUGUUAGACGGAAAAGUGUUAGAGAAAAGAAGACUAAUCAAGCUAGAGGCCGAAAACAAGCUGUCCACCGGAGUGCUUCUACAUGUUCUGCAGAACUUCCAAGUUCAAUGGCUUGUUCUUCAUUGUUAGAUACAUGAAUUAUGAUUUGUUCACUUUUUACCUUAAUGUUUAUCGGAAAUGAAUUGGAAAUGUUCACUUUGGAGUUAUUUUGAGUUCUGAAAAAGUUUAUAGGCAAUGAGUUGGCAUUGGUUUUGUUUCUGGUGUUUUAUUUUUUACUGGGCAGUAUGUUAACCAACCAUUGUGUUUCACUCUUUUAGCUCUUCUGCAAUGUUUUAUCAUGGCCAUGUAAACCACUGUCAUUCCUUUGGAUGUCACAAAAUAAACCACUGUCAUCACAAAAGAUGCUGACAGUGAAGGGAAUGUCUCCAGACCUGUGGUACUUCUAUCAUAUGUUGCACUGAAUUUUAUGCCUUUUUAAAUCUCCGUAAGUUUUGUGUAAUGAAUACCAUGACAUAUC